AUGGAGAAAGAAGGAUUUGGUGACGACUUCCUUUGUGAGGUCUUCGAUUUUCUAGCAAAAAAUGAGCUUGAGGCCAAAGCUUUCUUGGCUAAAAAACAAAGAAUAGAAAAUUUUGGCUUCAAAAGUUUACCCAAGGUUAAGAUUAACAGUGUGAGGUUUCUUUGGAAAUCAAUACCUGCUACAAUCAAGGAGAGCCAAUCGGAGUUGGUUGCGGCCUGGAAAAUAGGUCAAACGCUCUGGACAAGGGACUAUGCUGGUGUCUACGAGGCUAUUCGCGGUUUCGAUUGGACUCAACAAACACGAGUUCUUGUUGCUGCUUUCUCAGAGCUAUACACUAAGAGGAUGUUUGAGCUUCUGCAAUCUGCUUAUUCAACUAUAAGCAUCCAAGAUGCGGCUCAGUUUCUUGGAAUGAGUGAGGAAGACGCCGCAAAUUAUGUACUCCGGCAAGGAUGGACAGUCGAUCCUACGUCACCAAUGCUAACUGUGACGAAACAAGCUAUCGUGAAAGAGCAGAAAUUAGACUCUGGCAAAUUGCAGCGACUGACAGAAUACGUCUUCCACCUUGAACACUAA
Messenger RNA from Hibiscus syriacus, 573 nucleotides. RefSeq names its product COP9 signalosome complex subunit 8-like. Gene Ontology annotation, cellular component: COP9 signalosome. NCBI's taxonomy places the organism in Eukaryota, Viridiplantae, Streptophyta, Magnoliopsida, Malvales, Malvaceae. The transcript is spliced from 4 exons. Gene Ontology annotation, biological process: COP9 signalosome assembly; protein deneddylation. The record is from RefSeq and is a predicted model, not a curated record. Bases 1 to 573 code for a protein of 190 amino acids.